AUGAAUCGCGCAUUGCAAACAAUAUGUACUCGUUUCCUAACGCGUCCUCUUCUUCCAGUGUCGAGUGUGAACUUCAUUCCAUGUGCUGGAAUACGACAUCAUAAACUAACCGAUCAACAUAUGAGAUUACGAUACAAGAAACUUCAUUGGCACAAGUUUUAUGACGAUAAAUGGGUUCAACGACGUGGAGGCGGAUGGGAUGAAAAACUCACUCCGGAGAAUAUUUCGUUCAUGCAAGAGGUCGUCCAUGAUACAUAUGCCAAUGAAGAAAGUCCAUUGAAAGAUGGUCCCUGGAAACAUGGAGAAUACACAACCAAUCCAGAGACAAUUCGUACUGGUGUUCUUGGACUAAAAUUAGGAACAUUGCCACAGUGGAAUAAAAAGGGUCAAAAGUUUUAUGUCACAGUAGUUCAAAUUAUUGACAAUCAUGUGAUUAACUAUACUCCGCCCGAGAUGAUCAAUUUUCGAACAUUAUUUACUACUCGUCCGUUACGUCGUGAUCUCCAUGGGAAAGUCGGUAUGCUUGUUGUCGGUGCCCUAUCUUGUGAUCCUAGGAAAUUUACUCGAGCUUAUAACGGUUUAUUUGAACAAGCUGGUGUACCGCCCAAACGUAAAUUAACUCGAUUUUUUGUCACGCCAAACAGUGUGAUUAAACCUGGCACCCCUCUCUACGCCACACACUUUCGCUGCGGAGAUUACGUAGAUGUACAAGCACGUUCCAUAGAUUAUGGUUUUCAAGGUGUUAUGCGUCGGUACGGUUUUCGUGGUGGCCCUAGUGAUAAAUACGGUGCAACGAAAUUUCAUCGUAAACGUGGUACCGUUGGUUCAGGUCGUAAACAUCGAAUUCUACCUGGAACACGAAUGGCCGGCCUUAUGGGCAAUAAAUUAGUAAUGAUGAAAGGUUUGAAAGUUUGGCGAAUAAACACCAAAUACAACAUCCUUUACCUCAUGGGUCCAGCCGUGCCUGGACCUAAUCAUGGUUACAUGCGUAUACAAGAUUCAACGUUGUACGAACGUAAACAAAAGAUAACGAACGAGAAUCAUCCGCCAUUUCCCACUUACUUUCCCGAAAAUGGAAAAGUUUUAGAAGAAGAAUUAUUCGCCGAUGACAUCUACCGAUUCGAUCAGCCAACACUAACAUUAGAUGAUGUACAAAUAGCUCCAUUAACAAGUCGUCGAACAGCAGCGAAGACUGCUCAAAAGAAAAAAUGA
Molecule: messenger RNA, 1212 nt
Organism: Adineta ricciae
Lineage: Eukaryota; Metazoa; Rotifera; Eurotatoria; Adinetida; Adinetidae
Source: the annotation of a GenBank genome assembly